This is a messenger RNA of Armigeres subalbatus, 782 nucleotides long. RefSeq names its product large ribosomal subunit protein bL35m (gene mRpL35). Gene Ontology annotation, biological process: translation. The transcript is spliced from 2 exons. Gene Ontology annotation, molecular function: structural constituent of ribosome. The record is from RefSeq and is a predicted model, not a curated record. Gene Ontology annotation, cellular component: mitochondrion; ribosome. The coding region runs from base 135 to 704 and encodes 189 amino acids. Lineage: Eukaryota; Metazoa; Arthropoda; Insecta; Diptera; Culicidae.
GUUUUUUUUUUUCGCUGGAGUGUUGGUUGAACGAUUAUGUGACUGUUUGUCAAAAUUAUUCGGGUCGGAUAGAGGCAUUCGUGAUGUUUUAUUGAAAUUUCUCUAAAAAUUCUGCGACAUAAAAUUAGUUUAUCAUGUUACGGACAAUUGUCUGCUUAGCGGCGAGAAAUGCGGUUCGCCCGUCGUGUGCCAGUCGAUUGUUGUCUGUCACCCCGAAACCGAUCAACAAUAUUGGUGACCUAACUCGCAGCUUUUCUACCCUCAUGCGCAUCGGAAAUGCCACUGGCCAACAUCGUACUCCCUUCACGGUUACUGCCCAGACCCAGCCAUCUAACAUUUUGAGCGCAACUCCGGUCGCAAAUGCAGCGCAGCCUCUGCAACCAGCUCGCACGGUUAUCAAAUUUUCCAUGAGUAAGGGCAAACGAAAGAGCGUUAAGCCGGUUAUCAAGCGAUUCAAACGGUUGGAUUGGGGCGGAUGGAUCCGCACCAAAGCCGGUCGCCAUAAGCACAUGUGGAAAAAGUCACCAAAUCGGAAGCGCCGUCUGAGGCAGCACGUGCUGGUAAAUUCUCAACAGGCGACGCUGCUGGACAAGAUGGUCACAAAGUACUGGAAGAGACCUCGGUUCUACAUCGACGAUCCGUACACGCCGUACCACACGAGGGAGGAAUUUCGCGAGACCAAGCGUAAACCAUUGAAAUAUUGAAGCAAUAAUUUGGAAUCGUUCGUAGGUUUGCUUUAAUAGACAACAAUCAAUAAAAAUUUAUUCAAUUCCAAUUUAGAA